This is a messenger RNA of Lichtheimia ornata, 1569 nucleotides long. RefSeq lists its product as uncharacterized. Gene Ontology annotation, biological process: replication-born double-strand break repair via sister chromatid exchange; mitotic sister chromatid cohesion; synaptonemal complex assembly. The transcript has 6 exons. NCBI's taxonomy places the organism in Eukaryota, Fungi, Mucoromycota, Mucoromycetes, Mucorales, Lichtheimiaceae. Bases 1 to 1569 code for a protein of 522 amino acids. Gene Ontology annotation, molecular function: chromatin binding; protein binding. The record is from RefSeq and is a predicted model, not a curated record. Gene Ontology annotation, cellular component: synaptonemal complex; cohesin complex.
AUGGUUUCCGAUCAACUCAUCACCAGCCAUGGUGCAUUGAAACGUGUGUGGAUUGCAUCCUGCUGGGAACGCAAGAUUUCAAAGUCGCAAUUCCUUCAAACCAACCUUCAAAAGACCAUCGACGCUAUCACUACCAAUGAUCAAGAACCUUUGACGCUACGCAUGUCGGGUCAAUUGCUUCUCGGUGUUGUCCGUAUCCACUCUCGCAAAACACGAUAUUUGUUGGAAGACUGUAACGGUGCCUUGGAAAAGAUUAAGCAGGCAUUCAAAAAGGGUGAUGUCAACAUGCCAGAUAUCCGCCAUGCACAAGUCAAAAUGAAGAGCAUCACGUUACCCGAUCGACUUACAGAAUUUGACGUCCUCUUGCCCGAUGACCCAUUAUUAGAUCUUGACACCGAAGGCAGAGAUCCUAUUCUCGACAGCUUAUCACAAAUGGCAUCAUCACAAGACAUUACAUUGAGCGACAUUUCAUUUGGAUGGGAUAUGCAUAACCCCACAGCAGAGCAACAAGAUGUCGAGACUGGACGCUUGGCGGGCGGUGAUAUUGAUCUUCAUGAUGGUGUUGAACAAGGUCGUCGUGAUAAUGAGGCAAUGCUUGACCAAGGCAUGGAUACGAGUAUUGGCGACAUUGAGAACCCACUUGCCAAGGGACAUUACGAUGAUGGCAACAUGUUGGACUUUGAUGACUUUGAUUUCGGCAAUGACGACUUUGGUGAUAUUGCUCCACCCGAGGAUGAUAACGCUGCUGCUGGUGCUGCUGGUGCCGAGGAAACUUUUCCAGCACUCUCUCAAACAUCCGAAAUGGAUAGCUCAUUGAUCCAAUCUGGAUUGAUUCGCGAUGAUGAUGACAUGUCCAUGUUUGAUGCACCAGAAAUCAAUGAAUCUAUGGAGACACAACAACCACGUCGUCGUCGUCGUCGAUUGGUAGUCGAUCGUGUGACCGAAAUCCCUCAUGAACAAUUACGGAAAUACGCUACGGAUGCUUCAACCAUUGUGGAUCGUAGUGCCAAUGAUCGACAACAUGUUGCACCAAAAGCCUCACUUAAUUGGAAAAAGCCAAUGAUUUGCACAGCUGGUACAACACUCGACUCUUUGUAUUCUCGUUUAAGUCAUCCCAAGCCGGUUAUUCCCGCCAUUACUUCACCCGUCGAGGAUGAUUUGGAUUUCGAUAUCCCUGCACCUGCUCCAGAAGUACCACACAAUGAUGAACAAGACUAUAAUGAUGUUGGCGGUAUGGACUUUGACUUUGAUGAUUUUGGUGAUGCCGGUUUCGAUGAUCAGCAAGUCAAUGAUAUUGGAACAGAAGAAAACAAUGGGGCUUUGGGAGCUGCUGAUACCAGCAUCAUGACACAAAGUAGCCAAAUGGGACAAAAAGCCAAUGAGACACUGGAAUUGGUGCAAGAUAGGGCACAACAAAAGCAAGAAAAUGUUAUUGGAUUUGGGGAUUUGGGUUCAAGUACAAGAGCAGAAGCAGCAAGACGUUUCUAUGACAUUCUGCUACUCACUACCAAAGACAUGCUCAAGGUACAACAAAACAGCCCGUUCGGUGAAAUCCAGAUUCGAGUAUAA